UAAGUUAUACCUUGGGACCAACCGUACCUUCUCCGUAGGUCGCUGUCCCUCCGUCACCGCCGCAGAGGUACUUGUUCACGCCUUUUCCGCUUCCUGCGCCGUCCGGCUCGGUCGAAGCUUACCACCUUCCUCCUUCCUUCCUCCCUCCCCCCUCUCACUCCCCUCCUCCUCCCUCUCCCUCCCUCCUGCCCCUCCGUCGCCACCUAUUCUUUGCAGGUUGCGCGGAGCGUCGUGUAUUCUAUACUAGGCCUUCUCUUUUUGUGCAGCGCAGGAUUUUCUCUGUUCUGCCUACGAAGGGAAAGAAAGAGGCAGCGGACUCGAGCAGCUGCCGCCACCGACUUGGCCAGACGUACUCGAGUGGGCGGCUACUACUGCUAGUCGGCGCAGAAAUUGUGUCUCGCAUUUUUUUUCUUUGAUUUUGGGGCGCCUCUCUCUUUGCUGGGUUCCUCGCCUCGCUCCCCGCCAACACCGAGUCUCCGGUGCUGGGAGCCCACCUUCAAUCGCCUCCGCCGUGACGUGACGCUACCCUCGCCGCCCGCGCUCAAUUCCAACCACCGGACCACCCCCACGGCUCGGUCCAACGCGAUCUGCGACAACAACACACGCCGCCCCGACGGAGCACCGAGCACCGUCGCCGCGCCUCGGCCUCCUCAUUCGGGCUCAAUCGGCUGUCUUCCUUCCCCUACAGCGCACCCGUGUCGCAUCCUUUCCACGACGCACCCUUUCGCGGCUCGAGUCGAGUCUCCUCAUCCGUAGCUCGCUCGGCUGCGCUUCCUCGGUCACGGUUCGCUCCGCGACCCAAGACGAGCGAACUGGUCGUCUCUGUCCGGCCUGCCGUCCCACUUCACCGUACGUGGUGACAAAAGGACGAGGCGGAUCGCGGCAUCUCGACCACAGCGCCCAGCAGCAUGGGUGCUUUCGCGCAAUGCCCGUGGCCGAUAUGGCGGGUUGACGACCUGCUGCCGUGCUUUCAAACAGAGUUUGUGCUUCCCAUGCCGCCGCCCGCGUGCUGCUGCAUCAAUGCCGUUGCACAGACGUCGCUGACUGGGAACCAAUAGUUAUCUCAGCAUCUUGUUACCGUUGAUCGUGAUUGGCAUCUCCUUUGCUCGCAUUGCCUGGGACAACCUCCCCCGCCUGCUUGCCCGCCACGGGUACAAGGGCUACAAGCCUGUGCCCAAUGGCCACACCGCCGCCGAAGACCACACCGGCCUCCCUCCCGAUGCGACCGCCGACAGCGACACUGAAGACGAUGGCGACCUUGAGAUCAACGGCGGUCGCCUGGCCCUCGCCAAGACGAUGAGCAGAGGCUCCCUAGUCCAGGCCGAUACCCCGGCGGGUCAGCGCCUGUCGCAAGCGGUCGAGGAGCUGGCCAUCGUUGCUCUCGUCAUUGUCAAUGUCAUCGCGCUCGUCUCUGGCGCGUAUCGGUACCAGCGCGGCACCCUUGCCGCCAUUGUUGGUCUCGUCACCUGGGUCUACGUCCUCAUCCUGGCCUCGCUUCGACUUUCUCUCGGCACCUCCAAGUGGCGCAUUCCGCACCUCUGGAAUCACACCGCCGCCAUUUACGCGCUCAGCUGGGUCUUCAACAUCUUCAUCUUCCGCUCCGCCAUGAUCCACCCAAGUAGCCGCAUGGCCCAAAUCCUCGUCAUCAUCGAGUUCGCCCUCAUCACACUGCUUUUCAGCAUGGCCAUUACGACUAGGAAGGGAAACAAGACGGUCCUGUUGGAGUGGGAGGAUGGCAUUGAGCCGUCGCGCGAGCCCCUGGCCAGUCUCUUCUCCCUGGCCACAUUUGCCUGGGUCGACGCCAUCGUGUACAAGGGCUGGAAGAGGUCUCUGGAGCUCGAGGACGUCUGGAACCUCCUGCCCAAGGACAAGGCGGCCGCCGUCAUCGCCGACUACCGACAGCUCAAGAAGACGGGCGCCCUCACGUGGCAUCUGCUCAAGUUCUUCAAGGGCAUGCUUCUCUACCAGUGCUUCCUCGCCUUUCUCUCCGGCCUCUUCACUUUUGCCCCCACCCUUUUGCUUCGAGCAAUCCUCGAGUACGUCGAGGAGCCCGACAUGGCGCCAAUCAACGUCCUGUGGCUUUACGUCAUUGGCAUGCCCGUCCUUGACACGAUUCGAUCCUUUGCCGACGGCAUGGCUCUUUGGACCGGUCGCAAAAUCUGCAUCCGCGUCCGAGCCAUCAUCAUUGGGGACAUUUAUGCCAAGGCGCUCCGUCGCAAGGCCGCCUCGGGCAAAGAAAAGGUCCUACUUGGCGACAAGCCUGCGCAAACCAAGAAGACGGACUCGGAUGGGGACAGCACCACCGCGGCCAAGAUCAAGAACGCCCUUGGCCUCGGAGGCAAGAAGAAGAAGAAUCCGGACAGCGACUCCGAGUCCGCCAACUCGGUUCCCAGCGUGGAAGAGCUGUCCAAGCUUGGCGACGACGAGCAGGCUAACCUGGGCACCAUCAUCAACCUCAUGUCCGUUGACAGCUUCAAGGUGUCCGAGGUGACGGCGUAUCUGCAUUUCCUCUGCGCCGCGGCGCCCACGCAGCUCGUCAUCUCCGUCGUGCUCUUGUGGCAGGUCAUGGGGCUCAGUGCCAUUCCCGGCCUCGUCGUCAUGGCCUUCUUGCUGCCCAUCAACUACUUCCUCGCGCGGGGCUUCAACAUCACCUCCAAGAAUAUUAUGAAGGCCACGGACAAGCGCAUCAACGUCACCAACGAGGUGCUUCAGAACAUUCGAAUCAUCAAGUACUUUGCCUGGGAGGAGCGGUUCGGCCGCAUCAUCGACGAAAAGCGACGAGCCGAGCUCAAUGCGCUGCGCUCGCGCUUCAUCCUCUGGGCAUGUGCCGUCGCCAUCUGGAACUCGGUUCCCGUUCUCAUCACCUUCUUCUCCUUCCUCGUCUAUACACUCAUCGAGAAGAAGCCUCUGUACCCGUCCAUCGCCUUCACCGCCAUCUCGCUCUUCAUGCUCCUGCGCGUCCCGCUCGACCAGCUCGGCGACAUGUUUGCUCACGUGCAGGAGGCCAAGGUUUCGGUCGACCGUGUCGAGGAGUUCCUCAAUGAAGAGGAAACGGAAAAGUACGACCAGCUGGGCCUCGACAAUGUCGACGAGGACGGCGUCAAGCGCAUCGGGCUCAGGGACGCGACCCUCAUCUGGGGCGGCAAAGACUCGGUCGGCGAGGACGGCUCGCGGGCCUUCCAGCUGCUGGACAUGGACGUCGACUUCAAGAUUGGCAAGCUCAACAUUAUUGCGGGCCCGACGGGAUCCGGCAAGACGUCUUUGCUCAUGGGUCUUUUGGGCGAGAUGACUCUGGUGAAUGGCCGCGUCUUUUGUCCCGGCGGUCGCAGCCGUGAGGAAGUUCGACCAGACCCGGAGACGGGACUCGCCGAUACAAUCGCCUACGUCGCCCAGGCGGCCUGGCUGGUCAAUGCCAACAUUCGGGACAAUAUCUUGUUCGCGGCACCAUACGACGAGCAGCGGUAUAGGGACGUCAUUGUCGCUUGUGCCUUGGAGCGCGACCUGGAGAUCCUCGACCACGGCGACGAGACGCUGGUGGGCGAAAAAGGCAUCACCCUCUCGGGUGGGCAGAAGCAGCGCAUCUCCCUCGCCCGCGCCCUGUACUCCAAUUCGGCACACGUGCUCAUGGACGACUGCUUGAGCGCCGUCGACUCGCACACGGCCCAGUGGAUCUUUACAAACUGCAUCAAGGGCCCGCUCAUGACGGGCAGGACGUGUAUCCUCGUCACUCACAACGUCUCUCUAUGCGUGCCGUCUGCCGACUUUGUCGUUCUUAUGGACAAUGGUCGCGUCGCCGCCCAGGGAUCUGCGCAAGAGCUGAUCAGCUCUGGCAAGUUUGGCGAGGACAUCCAAAGGUCCAGGCCUCCGUCGGCGUGUGGCUCCCGUGUCCCCAGCCGCGUGCCGUCAAGCGUCGGUGACGAGACAAUGGUCAACGGCAACGGCGAUGCGCUCGACGGAUUGUCUAAGAAGAUCAAGUCCAAGAAGCCGCAGGUGGACGCCAUGGACGAGGGCAAGGCUACGGGCGCCGUCAAGUGGCCCGUCAUGAAGAUCUAUCUCAAGUCUAUGGGGCCUUGGUGGUUCUGGAUCGUCACGAUCGUCGUGUUCAACCUUCAGCAACUCGCAACAGUCGCCACCAACGUGUGGGUGCGAGAGUGGGCCAACAAGUACGUCGAGGAGGACACGUCCCGCGUGGCCUUGAGCUCUGCCUCUCACGGAUACGGAGUCCAGUCGUUUGCCAAGGGCACGUGGGCUACAGUCUCGCGACUGGGCGGCAACGGGUCUGGACAAGUCACGGCUGCCGUCGCGGACGGCCAGGUGCCCUUUUCGACGCCUGCGUAUCCCGAAGUCAACCUGGGCUACUAUCUGGCGGGGCUGGCCAUCAUUGGCACCGCCGGCGCCCUCGCCGCCUUCAUCAGGGACAUCUGGAUCUUCUUUGGAUCGCUGUCGGCGUCGAAGCGCCUUCACGACCGCCUCAUGUCCGCCGUGACGCGGGCCAAGUUCAAGUUCUUCGACGUGACGCCGCUCGGCCAGCUGAUGAACCGCUUCAGCAAGGACCUCGAGGCCGUGGAUCAGGAGAUUUCACCCGUGGCGAUUGGCGUCAUGUCGUGUGCGCUGUCUCUGGUGGUCACUGUCGUCUUGAUUGCCAUUAUCACGCCGGGAUUUCUUAUCGCGGCCGUGUUCAUUGCCGGGCUUUUCUACCUGGUGGCGACGUUUUACCUGCGUGCGUCUCGCGAUUUGAAGCGUCUCGAGUCGGUGCAACGCAGCCCGCUGUUCCAACAGUUUGGCGAGACGCUCAGCGGCAUGACGACAAUCCGGGCGUACGGCGACGAGCGGCGGUUCAUUCGGGACAACCUGCACAAGGUCAACACGCAGAGCCGGCCGUUCAUUUACCUGUGGGCGUGUAACAGAUGGCUCGCGCUCCGGGCGGACGCCCUGGGCAACACGGUAUCGUUUGCGGCGGGCGUCUUCAUCAUCCUGAGCCUGGGCAAGGUGGACGCGGGCGCGGCGGGCAUCUCGCUCAGCUACGCCAUGAACUUUACCGAGAACAUUCUGUGGCUCGUGCGACUGUACGGUAUGAACGAGCAAAACAUGAACGCCAUGGAGCGAGUCAAGGAGUACCUGGACCUGGAGCAGGAGGCGCCGCCGGUGCUCGAGGACAGCCGGCCGCCGGCGUCGUGGCCGGACAAGGGCAACGUCGAGUUUGUGCAGUACACGACGCGGUACCGCAGCGACCUGGAGCCGGUGCUCAAGAACAUUUCGCUCAAGAUCAAGGCGCGGGAGAAGGUGGGCAUCGUGGGACGGACGGGGGCGGGCAAGAGCUCGCUGGCGCUGGCCAUCUUCCGGGCGCUGGAGGCGGAGAAGGGCAAGAUUGUGAUUGACGGCAUCGACAUUGGGACGAUUGGGCUCAGGGACCUGCGCGACAACAUCACCAUUGUGCCGCAGGACCCGACGCUGUUCAUGGGGACGAUCCGGACCAACCUGGAUCCGUUUGACCAGUACACGGACGAGCAGAUGUUUGAGGCGCUGCGGCGGGUGCAGCUGAUCGGACCCGACGAGCCGUCAACAGUGCCGCCGACGCCGACGGUGGCAGGGGCCCCGGGAUCGGUGGGGGGUCGGUCGCCGGCGCCGUCGGUGAUGACGAACAAGAACGUGUUCCUGGACCUGGGGUCGGCGGUGGCGGAGUCGGGGUCGAACCUGUCGCAGGGGCAGCGGCAGCUGCUGUGCCUGGCGCGGGCGAUGCUGAAGAAGCCGACGGUGCUGGUGAUGGACGAGGCGACGGCGUCGAUCGACUACAGCACGGACUCGAAGAUCCAGGACACGAUCCGGGAGAUGACGGGGACGGUGAUUACGAUUGCGCACCGGCUGCAGACGAUUGUGGACUACGACAAGGUGCUGGUGCUGGACAAGGGCGAGGUGGUGGAGUUUGGGCACCCGUGGGAGCUCAUCAGCGACGUCGAGGGCUCGUUCCGCAGCAUGUGCGAGAUGAGCGGAGAGCUCGAGGUGUUGCUCAAGGCGGCCAAGAAGAAGUGGGACGAGGGCCAGCUGGUGGACGUGUCGUGAGUCUGUCUGUCUGCCUCCGUGCCUGCCUGGUUGCAGUCUUGUCGGGGAGAGCUGUACUUGUGUAUGUGAGAGAGAGAGGACGUGGUUUACUGUGGCCGUGGCUGCAUUGCAUACUGCAUGGAGCAUGAUUACACACGCAUUGGAUUGUUAGAAUGGCUCGAGAGAAAAGAAUAGCGGAAUAAUGGACAUGCUUCUCCACGGAAGUAUUUGCUAG
This is a messenger RNA of Purpureocillium takamizusanense, 6274 nucleotides long. It is a transcript of the gene YBT1, whose product is annotated as Transporter of the ATP-binding cassette (ABC), variant 2. Gene Ontology annotation, biological process: transmembrane transport. Gene Ontology annotation, cellular component: fungal-type vacuole; fungal-type vacuole membrane. The transcript has a single exon. The record is from RefSeq and is a predicted model, not a curated record. Lineage: Eukaryota; Fungi; Ascomycota; Sordariomycetes; Hypocreales; Ophiocordycipitaceae. The coding region runs from base 1297 to 6060 and encodes 1587 amino acids. Gene Ontology annotation, molecular function: ABC-type peptide transporter activity; ATP binding; ATP hydrolysis activity.